Messenger RNA from Pongo pygmaeus (Bornean orangutan), 4567 nucleotides. It is a transcript of the gene SEL1L3, whose product is annotated as SEL1L family member 3. Lineage: Eukaryota; Metazoa; Chordata; Mammalia; Primates; Hominidae. The record is from RefSeq and is a predicted model, not a curated record. The transcript has 24 exons. Gene Ontology annotation, molecular function: protein binding. The coding region runs from base 157 to 3558 and encodes 1133 amino acids.
CGGCAGUGGCGGCGGCGGCGGGUCCGGAGGUGGCGGCAGGUGGCCCCGCGCGCGGCGGCCGGCCCGGCCGGGGGCGGGCGGGAAGGUGGCGCCUCGGGCGGGGGCCGGUCCCUGCACCAGGUGACCUGUUCCGGCCCGGAUCCGGGCGGCCUCGCCAUGCAGCGGCGCGGCGCGGGGCUCGGGUGGCCGCGGCAGCAGCAGCAGCAACCCCCGCCGCUCGCGGUCGGCCCCCGGGCCGCAGCCAUGGUCCCCCCGAGUGGUGGCGUUCCCCGGGGCCUCGGCGGCCGCCCUGCCUGCGCGCUGCUCCUGCUCUGCUACCUGAAUGUUGUACCGUCUUUGGGUAGGCAGACUUCCCUGACGACAUCAGUGAUACCCAAAGCUGAGCAGAGUGUGGCUUACAAAGACUUUAUUUAUUUUACUGUCUUUGAAGGAAAUGUUCGCAACGUUUCUGAAGUCUCGGUUGAGUAUUUAUGCUCUCAGCCUUGUGUUGUCAAUUUGGAAGCAGUUGUUUCAUCGGAGUUCAGAAGUAGCAUUCCCGUGUACAAAAAAAGGUGGAAGAAUGAGAAACAUCUUCACACCAGCAGGACACAAAUAGUACAUGUGAAAUUUCCAAGCAUUAUGGUUUACAGAGAUGAUUAUUUCAUCAGACAUUCCAUCUCUGUAUCUGCAGUGAUAGUACGCGCCUGGAUUACUCACAAAUACAGUGGCGGAGACUGGAGUGUUAAAUGGGAGGAAAACUUGCUCCAUGCUGUAGCAAAGAAUUAUACCCUCCUGCAGACCAUCCCGCCUUUUGAACGCCCUUUCAAAGAUCAUCAAGUGUGCCUCGAGUGGAACAUGGGUUAUAUUUGGAACCUUCAGGCAAACAGGAUUCCACAAUGUCCUCUGGAAAAUGAUGUGGUUGCCCUGCUUGGCUUUCCUUAUGCCUCCAGUGGAGAAAACACAGGCAUUGUCAAGAAGUUCCCGAGGUUUCGGAACCGAGAGCUGGAGGCCACUCGACGCCAGAGGAUGGAUUACCCAGUGUUUACUGUUUCAUUGUGGCUGUAUUUACUCCAUUAUUGCAAGGCCAACCUCUGUGGGAUUCUGUACUUUGUUGACUCUAAUGAGAUGUACGGCACACCUUCUGUAUUUCUUACGGAAGAGGGCUAUUUGCAUAUUCAGAUGCAUCUUGUCAAAGGGGAAGACCUUGCUGUAAAAACUAAAUUCAUCAUACCUUUGAAGGAGUGGUUUCGACUGGAUAUCUCUUUUAACGGAGGCCAGAUAGUAGUAACCACUAGCAUUGGACAGGAUUUGAAAAGCUACCACAAUCAGACCAUUAGCUUCCGGGAGGAUUUCCAUUAUAAUGACACAGCUGGGUACUUCAUUAUUGGAGGGAGCAGGUAUGUGGCUGGCAUUGAAGGGUUUUUUGGACCCCUGAAGUACUAUCGCCUUCGCAGUCUGCACCCCGCCCAGAUUUUUAAUCCCCUCCUUGAGAAGCAACUUGCUGAACAAAUCAAGUUAUAUUAUGAAAGGUGUGCUGAGGUUCAAGAAAUAGUAUCUGUGUAUGCAUCCGCAGCAAAGCACGGGGGCGAGAGACAAGAAGCAUGCCAUCUCCACAACUCCUACCUGGACCUCCAGCGCAGGUAUGGGAGACCCUCGAUGUGCAGAGCCUUCCCCUGGGAGAAGGAGCUGAAACAUAAACACCCCAGCUUGUUUCAGGCAUUGCUGGAGAUGGAUCUGCUGAUCGUGCCAAGGAACCAAAAUGAAUCUGUAUCAGAAAUCGGUGGGAAGAUAUUUGAGAAGGCUGUAAAGAGACUCUCUAGCAUUGAUGGUCUUCACCAAAUUAGCUCUAUCGUCCCGUUUCUGAUGGAUUCCAGCUGCUGUGGAUACCAUAAAGCAUCCUACUACCUCGCAGUCUUUUAUGAGACUGGAUUAAAUGUUCCUCGGGAUCAGCUGCAGGGCAUGUUGUAUAGUUUGGUUGGAGGCCAGGGGAGUGAGAGGCUGUCUUCAAUGAAUCUUGGGUAUAAACACUACCAGGGUAUUGAUAACUACCCCCUGGACUGGGAACUGUCGUAUGCCUACUACAGCAACAUUGCCACCAAGACACCCCUUGACCAGCACACGCUGCAAGGAGAUCAGGCAUAUGUUGAAACAAUUAGACUAAAAGAUGAUGAAAUACUCAAGGUACAAACCAAAGAAGACGGAGAUGUCUUUAUGUGGUUGAAGCAUGAAGCUACCCGAGGCAAUGCAGCAGCUCAGCAACGAUUGGCCCAGAUGCUGUUCUGGGGGCAGCAAGGUGUGGCCAAGAAUCCCGAAGCAGCAAUUGAGUGGUACGCCAAGGGCGCCCUGGAGACGGAGGAUCCUGCGUUAAUCUAUGACUAUGCCAUUGUGCUAUUCAAGGGUCAAGGAGUAACAAAGAACAGACGGCUUGCCUUAGAGCUGAUGAAGAAAGCAGCUUCCAAGGGAUUGCAUCAGGCAGUCAAUGGCCUGGGAUGGUAUUACCACAAAUUCAAGAAAAAUUAUGCCAAAGCAGCAAAGUACUGGUUAAAAGCAGAAGAAAUGGGGAACCCAGAUGCAUCAUACAAUCUUGGAGUCCUGCAUUUGGAUGGCAUCUUCCCUGGAGUUCCUGGAAGGAAUCAAACUUUAGCUGGUGAAUAUUUCCAUAAGGCUGCGCAAGGUGGACACAUGGAAGGGACCUUGUGGUGUUCUCUCUACUAUAUCACAGGCAACCUGGAGACAUUCCCUAGAGAUCCUGAGAAAGCUGUUGUAUGGGCAAAACAUGUAGCUGAGAAAAAUGGCUACUUGGGCCAUGUCAUCCGCAAAGGCCUCAAUGCCUACCUGGAAGGUUCAUGGCAUGAAGCUUUGCUGUAUCAUGUUUUAGCAGCAGAAACUGGAAUUGAAGUAUCACAGACAAAUUUAGCACACAUCUGUGAGGAGAGGCCAGACCUGGCCAGGAGAUACUUGGGUGUUAACUGUGUUUGGAGAUACUAUAAUUUCUCUGUUUUUCAAAUCGAUGCUCCUUCCUUUGCAUAUUUGAAGAUGGGAGACCUUUACUACUAUGGCCACCAAAAUCAGUCACAAGACCUGGAGUUGUCUGUGCAGAUGUAUGCCCAAGCCGCCCUGGAUGGAGACUCCCAGGGAUUUUUUAACCUGGCCCUGCUAAUCGAGGAAGGUACUGUAAUCCCACACCAUAUCUUGGAUUUCUUGGAAAUUGACUCAACUCUCCAUUCUAAUAACAUCUCCAUUCUCCAGGAACUGUACGAAAGGUGCUGGAGUCACAGUAACGAGGAGUCCUUCAGCCCCUGCUCCUUGGCCUGGCUUUACCUGCACUUGCGGCUUCUCUGGGGUGCUAUCCUGCACUCAGCCCUGAUCUACUUUCUGGGAACCUUUCUGCUAUCCAUAUUGAUCGCCUGGACUGUGCAGUAUUUCCAGUCUGUCUCAGCGAGCGAUCCCCCUUCAAGACCAUCCCAGGCCUCCCCAGACACUGCCACAUCCACUGCAAGUCCAGCUGUGACUCCAGCUGCAGAUGCCUCUGACCAAGACCAGCCCACAGUAACUAAUAACCCGGAGCCACGUGGGUGAACUGUGCACUCCAGUUCUCUCCAGAUGAGAGAGAAUCUUUUCAACAGUUGGUAUCGGGAAGCUGGGGCCAGGGCAUGAUCCUGAUAAACAACUUAAAUGUCUUGUCAACUGGAUGCAAAUUUUGCAAUUGGUGUCAUUUUUUUUUAAAGUCAAAUUACAAGGAAGUACCCAGAUCAGGCAGUGGUAAUACCAAAGGUCAUCAAACACAUACAAGGAACAUCUUGAUCACAGGGCAUGUGGGGAAGUUUACUGGGCCAUCACAGACUUUUGUUCUAGUGAUUGUAUGUAUUAGGAGUCAUAGCUUGCCCUACGGCAGAUCUGGAUUCUUACACACUAAGAUGUGUCUUAAGAAUCAUAUUGCUUGGUUCAUCCCUUUAUUGAAGAACAGAAAAUUAUGACUACUCUACAAGGUAGAUAAUAUUUUGGUACCUGUGCUUGCCACAGCCCUGUUCCUCAAAACCGAAUUGAUAGAUUUCUCUUUGACUUCCAAGACCUAACAGUUAUAAGGCACCUUGAAAUAAAUUGUUUAUGCCUGGAAAUGCAGGGAGGGCGAUAGCUUUGUAAAUUGGUUUACAUUUUUCUCCUUGAAUUUUUCUAGGGUCGUAGAGCUUCCGAAUCAUUUAAUGACAUUGUCGGAUAUCUUUUACAUUUCAAUUGCAAUCCACGAAAUUACAUUUAGAAGAUUCUUAAUACUUAACUGUAGUCUUCUCCAUGAAUUACCCGUUAGGAUAGACUGGCAGCAACGGAAUAUGCAGAAAGUAAGCCUUUAGCUUAUAGUUUCAUCCCUACCCCUUAUGCCUGCCUGAGUCUGUACAGGGAUGUGUGUGUGUGUGUGUGUGUGUGUGUGUGUGUGUGUGUGUGUGUGUGUUAGGAAGAGGAAGAGCAGAAUGUCUGUAUACUACAUGCUGCUAAGGUAGUAAAUAAAUCAGUAAUGCAAUAUUGUGGGUCCAAACUACUCUUUGCACUACUUUAUUUACAGUAGUAAAUAAAAUUAUUUUUAUACAAUUGA